Molecule: messenger RNA, 7606 nt
Organism: Schistosoma haematobium
Lineage: Eukaryota; Metazoa; Platyhelminthes; Trematoda; Strigeidida; Schistosomatidae
Product: Transmembrane protein 65
Exons: 3
Coding region: 3359-4075 (238 amino acids)
Cellular component (GO): mitochondrion
Source: RefSeq, a predicted model, not a curated record
GGAUAUUGGUUGUUGACUGGGAUGUCUCAAAAUUAGUUGUUGCGUUACAUGUUUUGGUGCAGAAGUUUUGUCUGUCCGGGAAGAAGGGUUUUGACUUUUGUAAAUAGAAGUCUCUUUGUUCAGUGUUCUCCGCUAUGUGGAAGUUUCAAUCGACGGUCCGAGAACCUAUGGAUUUGCAGAAUUCUUAGUAAAUUGUCACCAAGUGACAAAAUGCUCCUGUAUCAAGAAUUAUCCAAGUGCAUCACAGAGAAACCGGACUCCUCAGUGAGUACACAACAAGUUGAGAUAGCCCAUUUGACAUAUGCGCAGCUUAAGUGCAUUUUUAUAGGUAACUGUCUCCCGUUCAUAGGAUUUGGUUUCCUGGAUAAUGCAAUUAUGAUAGUGGCUGGAGAGUAUAUUGACGUGCAAUUCGCAACAUUCUUGGGCAUUUCGACAAUGGCUGGUACCUAUAUUUCUGAUAAUUUUCAUGUUUCUAGCUGCCGGUCUAGGAAAUCUUGUUUCCGAUCUUUUUGGCAUAGGGUGAGUUUGUAAUCACAUCUGAUUUGGAUGCGUCCCUGAACUCAGCUUUCAGUAUGCAUUCAGUAUCUGGGUUCAUUUAACUCGUAAAUUAGUUUUGUAAUUAGUGAAAAUUUUGACUUUCCUCCCUCUAAACCAGUAAAAAUAUCCCUUUGUUUUAAGCACUAAAAGUUUGGCUACGAUUCAAUGAAACAGAUCGAUUGCAACCAAUCUGAGUUGUUUUAAAAUGUUAGAAUGAGUUUAUUGUGCUAGUUUUUUUUGUUUGGCUAGAAACACACCGCGUUGUAUUUUCUCAACUCAAGCUACGGACGGCUGUAAUCCGCCUUCAUGUUUCGUAUCUGAACAUUGUCAGUCAUUUAUGCUGGAGAUAGUUCAGGUAAUUCGAGGACACAAGUAUCUUGCUGAAUUUAAAUAAAAAACUAGUAUCUGUUAUCUUGAGCAUUUCUCCUUUUAAAACCACCGAAUUUAUUUUCACGAAUGGGUCUUGUAAGUCUCAAGUUAUUGCUGAAAAAUCAACGUGCCUAGAAAAAUGAUGAGUUCGACUUCAAAGUUGAUCGUUAACUUAAGUAUUUUUAUAGUUUUCAGACACUUUUGAUGCAUUUAUCUCCCCUUAGCAAUGUGUCACUAACCUAGUGUUAUCAUACUGUUAUGUGUUGUACAAUUUCUUAGGAUACAUGUUAUUAUAUCAAUUUGCAAGAAAUAUAAAAUCUCGGUGUUAAGACUGCUAGCCCUUAACUAACGCGUCUAACUACUAAUGCAUCUUAAGGCUUUUCUGGGAUUGUGAAUAAAGGACAGGGGCCUGUAAACCUAAAAAAGUCUUGACUUAUUCACACGAAUCAGUCAUGUCAAUUGAGUUUCACCGAUCAGAUGAACUAAUUAAACCUAAAUGUGGUGGUUAAUUCCAACCCUGUAAACAAAUAUGGUUUGUGAUAGGUGGUUUUAAGAGCCUAUUUAUAACUCACAUUUUAACUCGUCUGUUGAAUAUCAAAAAUAACUUUUCGAUUUAUUAUAUUGUAGAUAAAUACGUAUUUUCAUUAAAUUAUUGGCAGCUAAAAUUCAGUGGAUGUUACUACUGGUAAACAUUUCAAUUGGAUGAUAUCUGAACUGUUUUUAUAAUUUAUAAGGGCUUUUACCGUAAUUUGCUUAUGUAGUAUAUUUCUAAAGUAUGGGUGUAUUUUAGUCCUCUCCAAAAUCAUCACAGCUAGGCUGUUUCUUUUUAGAUGUAGCAACAAAACACCAGUCAUUUAUAAACUUAUUAUAUUAUUUGUGAGUCUAGUUUAGACCCAUUUAAUCCAAUAACAUUUGAGUAAAAGAGGAAAAUGUUUCCACUAUUAUAUUAGGCUCGUCGGCUACGUUGAAAAGUUCAUGGAAAAAAUUGGCAUUUCUGUUCCCCCAUUGUCUGCAUCCCAACUAGCCAGCAGUUCAGUUCGUUGGUCUAUAGCAAUAGUAAGUUAGUUCUAAUUACUGCAUUCAGGUAUAUCAUGUUUUUCAAGCGUCGUUCUCAAAGUUGCUUAUAAACAUGCCAGUUAAAAUCAAUACAUUUGUUGAGUGCAAACUUAUACCACAGUGUUUACAACACUGAACCUUCAAUUAUUAAGUUUCGGGCUCAUGCCUUACAAUACCUGUUUUGUUUUGAGCUACUUGGUAUUAUUAUUAACCCUUUCAAACCAGUUUCGCCCGAAUCCUGCAUCUUUAUUUGGUCACUAGGUUGCAUUUAGUGUUAGUUGUUUGAAUAAAAUAUCAGGAAAUCCGGAAAUAACUUCAACAGACCCCCACACAGACUCAGAGUUAUUAUCAUAUCCUAAGUCCAACGUAAAACUCCGCCUGUAGCUCUUCUAGAGUUACUGCCGGUCCCGAGCCCGGGUAAAGGAGGAGGGUUGGUAAUGGCGUUAGCGAACCCAUCCAGUAGAAAACUAACUCGCUAAAAAACGCUAAGCAGAAAAAAAUAAUUCAAACCACUUAAACUCUGCCCUGGGAGUUAGAAGGUUGUCAUUUAGAACUAGGACGCCUCAUGGUGAAAGCCGACUUCCUUCGGAAACCACGAAGCCGAUGUCCUCUCUAACAACCAGAGCAACAAAUUUUAUAGGUACAUGGAACGUCCGAACAAUGUGGGAGACCGGGAAGACCAGUGAAAUAGCAACGGGAAUGAGGAGGUACAACUUGGCAGUACUGGGAAUCAGCAAAACCCAUUGGACCCGAGCUGGACAACAAAGGCUAAAUACGGGAGAGAUGCUGCUUUACUCCGGUCCCGAAGAGGAAAGUGCUCCCCACACUCAGGGAGUCGCUCUAAUGCUGUCCAAAUUAGCACGAAAUGCACUUGUAGGAUGGAAAUCUCACGGAUCCAGAAUCAUCAAAGCAGCAUUCAAAUCAAAGACGGAGGAAAUUACAAUGGAUGUUAUCCAGUGUUAUGCACCCACCAAUGAUAGCAACGACGACAUUAAAGAUCAGUUCCACGAUAGGUUGCAAUAAAUCACAGCGAAGUGGCCAAGAAAGGACCUUACCAUUCUGAUGGAAGAUCUAAACGCUAAAGUCGCAAUAGACAACGUCGGAUAUGAAAAUAUCAUGGGACGACAUGGACUGGGACAGAGAAACGAAAAUGUAAAAAGAUUUGCAAAUCUGUGUGCAUUCAACAAAUUGGUCAUAAGCGGCACAAUAUUUCUCACCGGACCACACCACAGAGAACCAGAUAGAUCAUAUUUGCAUCAACAAAAAAUUCCGAAGGACAAUGGAAGAUGUUAGAACCAGGAGAGGAGCUGACAUAGCUUCAGAUCACCACCUAGUUAUAGCCAAUUAAAAACUGAAGCUAAAAAAGAACUGGACAACUGGACAAAUAGCAAUACAAAUGUUCAAUACAGCCUUCCUUCGAGAUACUGACAGACUCAAUGAAUUCAAGAUAGCUCUCAACAACAGGUCCCAAGCCUUACAGGAUCUACUGAAGGAAGAAGAAACUACUACGGAGGACAACUGGAAAGGUAUCAAAGAAGCAUUAACUUCAACGUGUCAAGAGGUUUUGGGCCUCAACAAGCAUCAUCAUAAGGAGUGGAUCUCCAUAGAAACAUUGGACAAGAUCAAAGAAAGGAAGAACAAGAAGACAGAAAUUAACAACAGCCGAACACGAGCAGAGAAAGUCGAGGCACAAACUGAGUACAUAGAAGCAAACAAGCAAGUGAAGAAGAGCAUUAAAGCCGAAAAGCAGAAAUACGUGGAAGAACUAGCAAUGACGGCAGAAAAAGCUGCAAGAGAAGGAAAUAUGAAACAGCUGUAUGAUACAACGAAGAAACUAGCAGGGAGAUAUAGUAAACCAGAGAGACCGGUCAAGGACAAAGAAGGCGGGCCAAUCACUGAAAUUCAACAACAGCGGAACAGAUGGGUAGAGUACUCCGAGGAAUUCCUGAAUAUGCCGGCUCCAAUGAAUCCACCGGACAUCGAAGCAGCACACACAGAUCUCCCUACAGACGUCAACCCACCAACGAAGGAAGAAAUCAGAAUGGCCGUCAGACAAAUCAAGAACGGGAAAGUAGCGGGACCCGACAACAUACCAGCUGAAGUCAGACAUUGAAGUAACUACAAACAUGCUUCACCUUCUAUUCAAAAAGAUUUGGGAGGAGGAUUAAGUGACGAUGGACUGGAAAGAAGGGCACCUCGUCAAGAUUCCAAAGAAAGGAGAUCUGAGCAAAUGUGAAAACUACAGAGGCAUUACACUACUGUCAAUACCAGGGAAGGUCUUUAACAGAGUGUUGCUGAACCGGAUGAAAGAUGCAGUAGACGCCCAACUUCGAGAUCAACAAGCUGGAUUCCGUAAGGAUCGAUCGUGCACAGACCAAAUUGCAACACUACGGAUCAUCGUCGAACAAUCAGUUGAGUGAAACUCGUCACUAUACAUCAACUUCAUUGACUAUGAAAAGGCAUUUGACAGUGUAGAUAGGAGGACGUUAUGGAAACUUGUUCGACACUACGGAGUUCCUGAGAAGAUUGUCAAUAUUAUCCGGAACUCAUACGACGGACUACAAUGCAUGGAGGACAGCUGCGAGAUGCAUUCCAAGUGAGGACUGGAGUCAGACAAGGGUGUUUACUCUCUCCCCUCCUCUUUCUUCUGGUGGUCAACUGGAUUAUGAGGACCUCGACAUCUGAAGGUAAACACGGUGUACAAUGGACAGCUCAGAAUCAAUUAGACGAUUUGGACUUCGCAGAUGACCUAGCCCUCCUAUCACAUACACAUGAACAAAUGCAGAUAAAGACAACCAGUGUAGCAGCACUCUCUGCAUCAGUAGGCCUCAGCAUACACAAAGGGAAAACCUAGGUCCUCAAAUUCAAAGCGGAGAACAGCAAUCCAAUCACUCUUGAUGGCGAAGCUCUGGAAGAUGUAGAAUCCUCCACAUAUCUGGGAAGCAUCAUCGAUGAACAAGGAGGUUCAGAUGCAGAAGUAAAGGCAAGGAUUGGCAAAGCAAGGGUCGCGUUCCUAAAAUUGAAGAACGUAUGGAACUCAAAACAACUUUCAACCAAUAUCAAAGUGAGAAUCUUCAAUACGAAUGUCAAGGCAGUUCUACUGUAUGGAGCUGAAACUUGGAGAACUACAACAACCACCAUCAAGAAGGUACAAGUAUUUAUAAAUAGCUGUCUACGCAGGAUACUCAAUGUCCGUUGUUGGACGGAUACCAUCAGCAACAGCCUUCUGUGGGAGAGAACAAACCAACUUCCAUCUGAAGAGGAAAUUAGGAAAAGACGAUGGAAAUGGAUAGGACACGCAUUGAGGAAAUUAUCAAACUGCACCACGAGUCAAGUCGUAACUUGGAAUCCUGAAGGGAAGCUGAAAAGAGGAAGGCCAAAGAACAGAUAUGAAAAGGAUGAAUAACAACUAGAAAGAGCUGGAAAUGAUUGCCCAGGACAGGGUUGGAUGGCGAGUGCUGGUUGGCGGCCUAUGCUCCUUCACGAGGAGUAACAGGCGUAAGUAAGUAACUCCAACGUAACUGCCACAUUCGUUGAUUCAUGUUUUGUGAUGACUUCCUACUCCACCUUUUAUUCAUUUGGAAAUCGCCGGUCACAAAAGCGCGGUACUCUAUCCAACCGUAAAGAAUACUUAUUUAUUAUGUAACUCUGACAACUUUAAUUCACACAUUAUGAACACCUAAUCCAUCAAUCUUUUUCAUUCGUUUUCCGUAAAGUUUGCACUGUACAGUCGUAAUUAUUAGAAGCUUUGAUUGAUUUUGCGUCCGUGAGGAUCGUUUUCACCAUGAAAUUUACCCUGACUGUUCUUAAGUCACGCGCACCAUCUGAGCUUACUGUCCUGAGCUUUAACGCAAAUCCUAAAACAGGUGUAUUUAGGACAUUAAAACGUCUACCUGUCUUUACACGUUAUCUUAAAUUUCUACCAAAUGUAGUAAAUUGGUUGCUUUAACAAUGUUGACUAUAGUUAAAUGGUAUAGGCUAAUCAUCCAAGACCACUAAGCAAAGCCAAGAAUUUUCUUCGUAUAGUACUCAUAGGCUUUCUCUGGAAUGUAGCUUAAACCAAGGAAUUUUGUAGGGAUUUAUAUGUUCCUAGGCUAUCAGCUAAAAGACGAAUCCUUUUUGCCAAAAACUGGAUUGAAUUAGAUUAUCAUGGUCCCUUCGUCAUAGCAAUGAAUUGGUUGGUCGGGUAUUCUUACAUUAUGUAUUUCACCUCAGUGAGAAAAAUGGUCGAAUUGGUAAGCACUCUUAAGUCCAAUAGAAAAACCAUGAAAGUUAUGAACAGGAGAUUUCGUUUUUCGAUUGUUUCAUGGGAAGCUUGUUGAAAAAGGGAUUUUAUGAACAAAAUAUGAAAAUUCGUGUCAAUUACACAUCUUGGCUUCAAGGGUUCGGAUCGAUUACAGUGAGUUAGAUGCAUCCAUUUCCCGUCAUCUAGAUCUUGGAAUGUAACAUUAUUCUUCAGAUUCUUUCUUUUUCGAAAUAUGUCAUGAACACCAAUACUACUUUUACUCCGCUAUACAUCUUGUUAAUUUCCACAAGCUGUGCAUGUGUGUCAUGGAGAUUUAGUUCAGUGUACACUACUUCCUGCUCUUAUGUUGUUUAUGACCAUAUAUGGUAAUCAGGUUUUAGAUCCCACAAGCGGUAAAACUUGGUUAAACCAGUGAUUUCUGAUCGUAUUACAGGUCCAAGUUUCUAAUGAAGUGUAGUGUCUUUUUCUUUUAGUGGAUAAUUCCUCUUGUUUUGACUGUUAGCAUGUGUCAGUACUGCAACCGAUGUGCUAAAUUUCCAGCAUUAUAAGUAAUCUUGCGGUGGUAAAAUACUUCAAAUUGUUUUAAGCUUGUGUUAUUUGUAAUUGGAAUUAAGACUGAUUAUUAACACUCAUAAAGCAUAUUCCUUUAUUUUUAGGGACGGAUCGUCGGCAUUACUACUGGUUGUCUUCUAGGUUUAUUGCCUCUUGUUUUGUUCAGUUGGUGAAAGCUAAAAAGAUUAACCAAGGGUUCAGUCCAACUUUCCGGGUUCUUUACCUCUACAAUAGCAGUGUUUUUAAUUAACCAGAUGUAUCUUGAUUUCUUCCUUAGCAUAAAUCUACAGAACUUUAUAAGUCGUGACAGUGAAUUUGUAACUCUAGUGCAAACGCUUUGCAAAAGUAUAUUUUCAUACUAACCAGCCAUUUAAAACAGCAUCACAGCUCUGCAGAACGAUUUUUCGUUUCAAAAUUAACGUAAUACCGAACAUCUGAUUUCGUAUAAUUUUUUAUCCCGUUAUCUGGAUCGAUUUUUUACUGAUCUAAUCAUAUUACAAGUAUGCAGAUAAUAUUUCCAAACUGCUGAACUGUUUAAAAUAAGUCUCAUAUCAUAAAUGCCUUUGAAGACACUUGAGCGCCAAUCUCAACUAUACCGUGUGGUAAAUAUGAUUCUCUAAAUGUAUUAGGAUUACAUAAUUAAUAUCCUAAUAAUCCUUCAUUCUUAGUUUAUAAUUUACUACUUUAUUUUUAAUUUCUAUGUAAAAUACCUAGCUUUCAUCAAAAUAAAUGUAUUUUUACUAAACUCCCAGCGUUAAGAAAAUGCUUUGUCGACUUGUUUAUGUACAGUGACCAAGGUACCUGGUCCUUAACAACUCCCUGAGAGUAUAAGAUUUAAAUUUCGUG